Molecule: messenger RNA, 3099 nt
Organism: Limanda limanda (common dab)
Lineage: Eukaryota; Metazoa; Chordata; Actinopteri; Pleuronectiformes; Pleuronectidae
Gene: ogfr
Product: opioid growth factor receptor
Exons: 7
Coding region: 163-1770 (535 amino acids)
Cellular component (GO): membrane
Molecular function (GO): opioid growth factor receptor activity
Source: RefSeq, a predicted model, not a curated record
AUAGGCAGAGAGGAGCCAGUGACGACGGAAGCCCGGAGAGAGGCGGGUGGUCAGGGACGUGUAGAACCGAACCAUGCGAGGCUAACCCACGUCUCACCCGGCUCCGAGGCACGUUCAGUACCGCUGCUCCUCACCACGGUGUGGGUUUGAUUCCCGAACAGGAUGGAGGACGACUGUGUGUGUGAGUACGACUCGACCUGGGACACGGAGAGCGACGGGGACGAGCCGGCUGCGGAGAGCCAGAGCCGCCGCUCCAGUCAGGACAAGAACAAAACCAGCUGGACCCUGUGGCACCACACGCCCAGAAAUACGAGGGCAGCAAAGGACAUGCAGACGUACAGGAGAGGAUACCCAAAUCUCACAGAUGACGAGUGCUCAGAAGACAAAAUGAACAAUUUGCAGUUUUAUCUGAAUAAAUUUCCCUCCUCCCCUGAUGAUGUCUACAUAGAGUCAUUUCAUAAGGAAUGGAAAAAUGACUACAAAAGACUGGAGAGAGUUCACUCCUACAUUCAGUGGUUGUUUCCACUGCGAGAACCGGGGGUUAAUUACAUGGCUUCAGAACUCACCAAGAAGGAAAUUGAGGCCUUUAAGAAGAAUGAGGAAGCCAAAAUGAGACUAGUCGAGUCCUAUGAACUUAUGUUGGGCUUCUAUGGCAUCCGUUUGUUCAACAAUGAGACUGGUGAGCUGAAACGUGCCGAAAAUUGGAAAGAUCGCUUUGGAAACCUGGAGCGGAAUAUGCACAACAACCUGCGCAUCACUCGCAUCCUGAAGAGCCUCGGGGAGCUGGGAUUCGAGCACUACCAGGCCCCACUUGUCCGCUUCUUUCUGGAAGAGACUCUGGUCAAGAAGACCCUCAGUAGUGUCAAACGCAGCGUACUUGACUAUUUCCUGUUUGCUGUGUUGGACAAGCUGAAACGUCAGGAGCUUUUGCGCUUCGCCUACCUUCACUUUGAGCCAAAGGAUAAGUUUGUGUGGUGUCCCAGGAAGAUUCAGAAACAGUUCAGGAAGACAGACAAAAGACCCGAUGCCAUCGGAAAUGGAGACGGAAAGGAUGAAGCGUUUUCACGGAGUAAAAGCAAAGACGGGGAAGCAGGUGUGCAACCGAAAGAGGAAGGAGUGGAUAACAUAACAAAGAAUCAGAAAGGAAGCGAUAAAACAGAAAGUAUAGACAAAGACAAACUGUCAGAUGCAUCGGCUGAGCCAGAGCCAGAACCAGAAUCAGAACCUGAGACUGUGGCAAAUGGAAACACGGAGGUUGAGUUUACGAAAGAAAGUCAGGGGAAUGGAAAUGACUCUGAUGAUGAAAUGGAACAGUCGCUCAGUCACGACACUGUGGCAGCAACAAGUGAGCCCAGUGCCAACAGUGAGAACAAACUAACCAACAACUCAGACGAUACCGUCCAGGAACCCGACAACAGUAUGCAGACAGACGGGGACAGCGACGCAAACAAAACACCGAAGAAGAAGAGGGAAGAUGACAAGGUGCUGCCAAGCAACGGCUCGGCCGGGGACCCCACCUGUGUGCAAAUGGAGGAAAAAACUGGUGCAACUAAAGCCACUGGUCAAACGAGCCCGGCAGCGCAAACCCCUCUAAAGACUUCGAAACACUCUCCCACUCUUUCAUCUGGAAGGGAGGAAAAAAUCCCAAGGACUGAAUUUAAUGAAGUGCCAGAUAAAAAAAAAGAAGAAGAAGAGGAGGACAUGUCACAGGAAAAUGUGUCGGCAACAAAUGGGUCACAGAUGAGCAUCGGCAAACCUGAGGAUGAGUAGAGAAAUGGGACUUUGAUUCAGCAUCAAAUCCCUCGAGCUCAGACCAAAACUAUGGGACUUCAAGACUAAACCGGAUGAUUGAUUUGACUUUAAAUGAAACAUAAUCAUGGGACAGAGAACUGAGAAGUCUCUCUGAGCCUUAUUUCUACUGUAUUUAAUGUUGAGAUAUUGAUUCUUUUCACUUUGAAGGAGUAUAUGGAUUUAUUCAUUCACCAAAUGUGGGACUGGAUUUGACUCAGUUUCUACAUGUCCAUCAGAUACUAAAGAAUAAGUCUGGUGAUAUUAUAUAUUUCAUUUUUUUUGUUUAGCAAAUCCCACGAAAAGACCAAAAGUGAUGAGUUAGUUUAUCUGUUAUUUAACUUUUGUUCCUAGCUCCAAGCCCAUGUGAUCCUAAGAAAGACAUAAUCCUUUAAAAACUGGUCAGACAUAAAGUAUGUAAGUUUUGAUUUUAAAGGGCUACAUAUAGUUUUUGCAAGUGUUACUCAAACAGGAGUAAAUAGAGUUUUUGCUGGGGGAUGUUUCCAGUGUUGGUGAUUGUACAGCAGCUCAGUGGUGUACGUGGAUUUAUUGUAAUGAAAGUGUCACCGUGGCUUCAUUUAUGUGCCGUGGACACUGAGACAACAGAAUACGUUUGUGCGAUGGAUAAGUUCAUGGUUGUUUUUGGUCUUUUCAUGGGAUUUCUGUACAAUGAGAACAUUACCAGAUUUCUCCUUUAAGGCAGUAACGGCUGAGACUGUCAGCCACUGAUAUGAAAUAUCUAUAGAAUACAUAAAGCACUAUUAAUGUAUGUCAAAGAAAUGAUUUCAGAUUUUCUAACAACUAAAUACUUUCACAAUGCUGUUUGGUUUUUUUUGCACUGAGGAAUAAUUGGAAGAGGUUUUUUUUUUGUUGAUGAAAAACAUCUUGUUCUGGACCCCGCUGUUAAAAUGCAUUUAAGAUUGAAUGUUGCACGUUUGUGCGUUUUCACGCAGAUCCGGGGAAGUAGAAUUUUGAUCACCUGCCAAAAAACAAUGAGAGACUGGUUGAUUGUACGAUACGUGUGUUAUCGGCAGAACUGAAAAAGCUUUGUCUAUAAUUUAAAGUUGGCUGUAUGUUCGUUUGAGACUGUUGAUAUUUACGAGCCAGAGUUGGUUAUAUUGAUGCAUCUUUUUUAUAUUUGCACUUAAUUUUGAAAUAUUAAUUGUUGAAGUUAUGAUAUUUACAUAUUGAAAUGGUAAUAACUUUACAGAAGUACUGAUUCCUUUAUAAAUGAUCCCUUUUUUUUUUCUUUUCUUCUGAAGUAAACACCUGGCUGUUGACAAAGCAGAAUAAAGUUAUACUAUUUUCUGA